Messenger RNA from Trichoderma harzianum CBS 226.95, 953 nucleotides. RefSeq lists its product as hypothetical. The record is from RefSeq and is a predicted model, not a curated record. Bases 95 to 838 code for a protein of 247 amino acids. The transcript is spliced from 3 exons. Lineage: Eukaryota; Fungi; Ascomycota; Sordariomycetes; Hypocreales; Hypocreaceae.
AAGGAACAGCAUUUACUAUAACUAGAAUUAAAUAUAAUAAUAAUAAAAAAGCAAUCAUCAGCGAUUUUCUCCAAAAAAUUCAUCUAAGUCGAAAAUGAGUCAAACUGUUGUUCUUAUUACUGGUGGAAACCGUGGGCUGGGCCUUGGGCUAGUUGAGAGCUUUCUUUCCCAGCCUAACCAUACCGUUAUUUCUGCCAACCGGGACACCAGCCAUCCAACUUCCAAAGCGCUUGCCGAUCUGCCCAAGGCCGAAGGCAGCAGUCUUGUUGUCUUGAAAUACGAUGCUGGGGUUGAGCAGGAUGCUUUUGACCUUGUGAAGGAUCUGAAAGGAGAGCAUGCAAUUAAUCACCUUGAUAUUGUUGUCGCCAAUGCUGGCAUCUCAAAGUCUUACCCACUUGUGAAGGAUGUCCGGCGAGUUGAUAUCCAAGAACAUAUCGAUAUAAAUGCCUACGGUGUGGUAUCUUUAUACCAGGCCACACGAGAUCUUUUGCAACAGUCGACUAAGAAGCCUAUAUUCGUCACCAUUGGUUCUGGGGCCGGCGCACUUGGAAGACAGCCACCAGUCCCGAAUGCUGCGUAUGGGCCAUCAAAAGUUCUGGUAAACUGGUACGGUGUCAGAAUUAACGCCGAGGACGAAUGGCUCAAUGCUUUUGUCUUGGAGCCUGGCUUCGUUCAGACGGACAUGGGAAAUAAUGCAGCGCAGAUUCUUGGCAUUGGUGAAGCUCCUACUUCAGUAGAGGAGUCUGUAGGGGGCUUGUUUAAAGUCAUUACAACGGCAACCAAGGAGACACAUGGUGGUAAGGUCGUGUUGUACACUGGUGAAAUUCUGAGCUUUUGAUCAUAUUGUGGCUUCAAGGGAGAAGCUUGUGUUAAAUGAUCCAAGCAUAGCGCUGCCGCUAAAUUAAUUAAAUUAAAUCCAGUACCCAGAUUUAAUUAAUUAAUAGAAAAUAAAG